This is a messenger RNA of Heterotrigona itama, 6236 nucleotides long. The record is from the annotation of a GenBank genome assembly. NCBI's taxonomy places the organism in Eukaryota, Metazoa, Arthropoda, Insecta, Hymenoptera, Apidae.
UUUUAUAAAAUAAUUUUUUUUCAAUAUUAAGAAAAGAUACGUAUUAAAUAAACAUUUUAAAUUAUAGCUUGUAAUGCAAUUUUUUUAUACCAUAAAAAAAAGCCUGCCAUUUAUUCUAAAUGCAGGUCUUACAAACAUUUAAAUUUUGAACACAAAAUAAAAAAAAAAUCAUUAGUGUAACAAAUAUCAAAUAAAUGUAGGAAAUCAGAAUUUUAUAACUGUACAAUUUUUGACAAAAUUUACAUAAAAUAUAUAAUGGGUUAUUAUGCUAGCGGCGAUACACGAAAAACUAUACAAACUUCCGAAGAUGACGAAGGUUAUGAAAAUCAAUCAUCCUGUACUACAAUAUCUGUUGGGUCACCAGCACCACCAAUAUCCGAUGACACUGAUCGACCAUUUUGGGCUGAAGAUGAAUUAAGUACUUCAGAAUCAAAGCAUCAGUUAAACGAAAAACAGAAACGUCGACGUAGCUCGUCUUAUCGUAAUCGUAUCGCUGUACACAGAAGUCGAUCUUUACUUUUUCAAUCGUCAAGUUCUAGUUUAGAUUCACUGUGUGAACAAAUUUCACCUGGAGUCGAAAAUAAACGCAGAAGCAUCAUGCAUUUAUAAUAAAUAAAAAGUUUUACCAAAAGUAAAUUGUUUAGCACUGUCUUAAAUAGUGACGUCUUUUUUCAAAGUUAAAUCAAGUGGCUAUCAAGCAACUGUAAACAAGAAUAAUUAUAGUAUUCGUAAACAUAUUUGUUCCUGUUACAAAUCAAAUAAGGAUUGUACAUAUAAAGUACAAAAUACAAAAAUACAUCUAUUUUAAAAUACAAUUAACACAAAAUUAAGAAAUUGAACAUAUUAUCAGCUAUGUACUUUAUAAUCAACGAUCGAGAUAAAAAUGAAUAUAAGAAGCUCGGCAAACUUCGAAUUCAAACAACACUACAUCCUGCUUUUACUCUAAUCUUCUUGGGCUUUUGUAUGAUAUUUUUAAUAUUAUCAGCAUGGAAUUUCAAUAAUACAUUAAAUCGGACGAUUACCAGUCAUGUAUUUUAUCUAAAUUCAAGACAACCGCUUUUACAUACUGUGUCAGACAAAUUUUUGUCAUUCGGUCUUGAUACAUCGUUACUUCGUGAUAUGAAAAGUCUCCCAAUAAAAGAUAAUAAAUUUAUAAAUUUAGCUCGACAUCUUGCACCAGCUUAUGUUCGAAUAGGUGGUACAUCUGCGGACUGUCUUCAUUUUAAUCAAACGACAAAAAUAAUAUCCGAAGAAAUAAUUAAUCCGGUAGACGGCCAAGAUAUAAAUAAUUUUACAAUUAACGGGAUGGACUUUGAAAAUUUAUACAAGUUUGCUGCAGAAUCAAAUUUGCGAAUGAUAUUCGACUUAAAUGUAUUAAUUAGGGCUGAUAAUGGAUCUUGGGAUGAUAUUAAUGUCAAAAAUAUAAUUUCAUUUGCCAAGAAUAAAAACAUGAAACUAGAUUGGCAAUUAGGAAAUGAACCAAAUUCUUUUUAUCAUGUAUUUAACAGAAAUGUUAGUGCAAUUCAACUUGCACGUGAUUAUCAUCAAUUAAGACAAUUAUUAAAUGAAGUAGGAUACAAUGAAAGUCUUCUUGUGGGUCCAGAAGUAAAUCAUGUAGGAGAUACAGAUCAUAAGGGAGAGUAUUAUGUAAAAACAUUUUUAGAAAAUGAUAAAAAUAGUGUGAACUAUGUUACUUGGCAUCAAUAUUAUCUAAAUGGAAGAGAAGCUCGAUUAACUGAUUUUAUAAAUAUUUCAACUUUUAAUUAUUUACCAAAACAAAUUAAAUCUAUGCAAGAAGCAAUUAAAUCAUCAGGAGAACUUAUCUCUAUGUGGUUAUCAGAAACAAGUACAGCUUAUGGUGGAGGAGCUCCAGAAUUGUCGGAUAGAUUUGUGGCUGGAUUUUUAUGGCUUGAUAAAUUGGGAUACAGUGCCAUUGCAGGAUUGAAUGUUGUUACCAGGCAAUCAUUGUUUGGUGGAAACUAUGCUAUGAUUGGGCCUGAUCUUAUGCCAAAUCCUGAUUGGUGGAUUAGUGUAAUUUAUAAGAAGUUUGUUUCGGAAAAAGUUUUAAGAUUAUCAACAUCUCUCGAGUAUUUACGAUUUUACGCACACUGCACUCCAAGAAAUGGAUUGCCAUGGAUUGGCAAAGUUUCAGCAAUUACGAUAUAUGGAAGUAAUCUAGCUAACUUUUCUGUUCCUAUUAGUAUUCAAGGAAUUCCUGUGUUUCACAGAAAUGCUAAAGCUUUUCUAUAUGUACUUACUUCUGACAGUUUGCAAUCAAGAACAAUAAAAAUAAAUGGACAAAUAUUAAAAUUGCAAUCUAAUGGAAAUUUACCAUCGUUUCAACCUAUUGUAUUUGAACCUACGCAACAUAUUAUUUUACCACCUUAUUCCAUGACAUUUAUUGUAAUACAUGGUGCAAAGGUUCCAGUAUGUUAUAUAUAAAUAAAUUUAUACUAUACAUAAAUUCGAUUAAAUUAUUUUAUAUUGUACAUUUCCUAUACAUUAAAAAUUUACAUUAUGGAAUCUUACAAAACAUAUUUUUACAAUCAUAUUAGUAAAGAAAAAUUAACUAAACAAUUACAGAUUAUGAGUGCGCACGUAUAUAUGCAAUUAUAUUAACACUAUUUGAUAUAUGUAUCUCAUUAUAAUCAACAUCUGGUGUAUUAUAAUACAAAGACUAAUGUAUAUAUGAUUUUUUUUAUAAACCACUUUUUUUAUUGUGCCACUUUCAUUCAGCCAUUAAUAUAUCACAACAUUGUUCUAUCGUUGAAAGAUAUUUAAAGUAGCAUAUUUACUUAUUUAUUUGCUAGUAUACUGUAUUAUAUUCUUUUGUAACUAUAAAACAAAACAUUUUUCUGAAAAUUAUACAUUACAAAUACUACAUAAAGAAAAACCAUAAUACACAAGAAGUAUAUAAAUACUGAAAAUAGUACAAUGCUAGGUUGAUGGAAUGAUUAAAUUUAUCAUUAUCUUACAGGAAAAUAUUAUUGCAUGAAAUUAAAAUCAAUAUUACAAUUAAGCGUAUUUAAAAAACAGCACUAACCAAUUUUAAUGUAUAUUAUACAUAUACAAAUUAUUGCAACUGAAAAUGUAUUUGACAAUUUAUUAUUGUGUUAUAAGAUACUAUGUAUGUACAUAAUAUGUUUAGUAACAUAAUAUUAUUAUAUAUUAUUCUUGAGCUGAAAUAGUAAUUGUUUUUCCUUUGGGAUCAUCAAAUCUAUCCAUUGUACGUAUAUCUAUAAUCAUGGUAAGAGCCCAAAUCAUAAUUAAAGCUAAUAUGGCAGUAACAAAUAUACCUGCCCAAAUUGGAAUUGUAGUAAAACCGAUACAAUCAUAUGCAUCAUCAAAUACUUUUACAUUGUUAUUUUUUGUUGGAUCAAGUUGUACUUGUAAAUUUGUUAUAUUUAAGAUUGUAGAACUAUUGUUAAAUGUAAUACUUUGUGAACAAUGAUAAGAGAAAUUAAAUGGAAAAACAAUAUCUGUAUUUGUUGUUAAACUUUGAUCAUUGACAAAAGUUGCAUCAGAAGAUUGAUAAUUAACUGUUUUAAGUGUAUAAUAUCCUGGAGUUUUAACUUCAAACAUAAAUUCAAAUGUAUAUGUAGGUAAAUUAGGUGUACUAAACUUCAUGACCAAGGUAGAUGAAGAUUCUGUUUUACCUGAUUUAUCUGAAACUGUGGGGUUAGAUGAAAAUUCUAUUUCAUCUUUGUCUUCUUCAAGCUAUCAAUGAUAAUGGUUUACUAGCAUAGAAUAACACUCUGUUUGAUGCAACAAGAAAAGGUUCAUUAGUGUCCCUUUUUAUUCGCUCAGAACGUCUAUAACUACAGGCUUUUCCUGUAAGUAUAGCUAUCAAAUUAGGGCUAGAAUCCUUUAUUGUCUUGUACGUCUCAGGAAUAACAUCUAAAUUACUAAUUGGCACAAUCAAUAAUUGCCCAUCAGAUAUAAAAUCGACAUAAUCAUUAUAGGUUUGAUUAUAUGAAGGUAAGUCUUCAACGGUAUUCACUGCUUUUUCAACAGCAGGAAAAUAACGUAGAGAAUCGCUACUAAUGACUUUUUGAAGAUGCUGUUUGUGUUUCACUAAAUCCUCAAUACAGAAAUUAUCUUUUAUAUAAAGAAGAACUGGAGGUGAAUUUUCUAAUGUUUUACGCAGGAAAAUAUCAAAUUCCUCGCUGGUACUCUUUAAAAAAGGAUUCACUGCACUUGUUAAAUCAGAAUUAAUUGACCCACCCCAUAGCAAUACAGGUACUGCAUUAUCAGCAUGUGAAGGUGAAAUUUGAAAUACAAUGUUUAUAAGAAUAAAUAUGAAACAGCAAAUAUUACAAAAUUGUGUCAUCAUGUUCUUAGGCAAACACAACUGGGCGAGUCGGAUAGGUAUUGAUAGACUGCGUUCGACCAGAAAGUAACAGAGCACCUGACUAGGCUAAGCUAGAAUCAUAUGACAGACGUCACGUGAUAACUUUGUUUCCGGAUUUCAAAUAAACCUUCAUUUCGAAUUAAGCCAAUCCAUUUUAUGAAAUUGUUUAUUAAACAGAGUGAAAUGUGAAAAAUUAUUUCGCAGGCAUAAAAAUUUUCGUCGUAUUAGAUCCCCUCAGUUCAAUUCUUUUAGAUUUCAUUAAUUUUUUAGUUCAAAAUGGACAAAACUGAAGGAAAACAGGAAACUAUCAUGUAUUCGCAACUGCAACCGUGGUCCACAGUGGGUGUACUACCGUGCAUGGAGCAAAUUGCUGGUCCACCGAUACCGGUUAGAGUUGGGGAAUUCUACAAAACGCCAAAACCACAUCCUUGGCGUCCUACUUUAGGAUAUGAAAUCAUCGAAGCAUCUCCUCUGCCUGCACAACCUAUGACAAAUUUGCUCGCUAAUACCUGUUACAUGCCGAAAGGAAUGGCUACAGAACCGUUGCGAUUUCCAAAUCUAGUGACUGGUUUUGAUAGAAAUCCGGCACAUGCAGCACGAGCUGCACUCUUCACAAAAUACGGACCGUAUGAAUGGAUGCAAAAUCAAUUAAAACUUUACAACGAAUCGAACAGCAAUAGAAAUUUUUCUGAAAACUUACGACAGGAUACUGUUCGAAUGAUGCGAGAGGCCAAUGAAAAAAUACAGAACGGUCAAACUGAAACUGGCCGUAAAUUAGGAGAAAGAAUUACAGAUACUACCUUUUGGAGAAAUGAGGUGGCUUCAGAAUUAGAGAGAUUGAUAAUAGAAAAUGCAAAAAUGCAAGACUGUCGUCGAAACCUGCAGACUACGAUACAAAGUUUAGAAGGUCAAUUGCAUAUAGCGCAGGAAUGCUUAUAUUAUCGCGAAGCUAGGACAGGUUCUGAUUUGGUACAUGACCAAGCCGAGCAUGCUCUUUUGAAAGAGGUGGAAGUGGUCAGAAAUUGUGAAAAUAAAUUAGAACAUUUUACAGAUAAAUGUGUUGAUCAGCUUACAAAUAGUAGGGCAGUCCAAAAUCAGUUAGAAAUUGAUAUAAAAAAUAAAGAAACUGCACUUGGAAUUGAUAUUACAUGUCACCAAAUGAACAAUUUCAGUCGAGGAUUAACAUAUUAUGGUGGUAUUGAAAAAUAUGACCCCAGUGUCACAGAAGCUGAAUCAUGGGCAGAAGCUUCCAAUAAUGUAGUAAAAAAAUCACAAAAAGAACGAGAAACAUCUAAUCAAUUACGAAGCGAUAUAGAAAAGGCAAUAAAUGCAGUUGGACAUGAAAUGUGGGAAGCAUGGGGAAAUACAAAUAAUGCAUUAGCCAGAAGAGCUGCAGAAAUGCUCGAAGCAAAAGAAAAAUUACAAAUACAUUUACAUAAAAUCCAACAAGAAAUCUUUGCAAUUGAAAAAAAUUUGCAAUUAAUACAAAAAGCCAUCACAGAUAAAAGUUCUGCUCUUAAAGUUGCACACACUCGUUUAGAAAGUAGAUCGCAUCGACCAGCUGCAGAAUUGUGUAAAGAUUAUGCUCAACUCAGAAUGAUCGAGGAAGUAGAAACAAUAAAUUCAAUGAUACAUGAAAUGAAUUUAAAAUUACAAAGAUUUGAAGCACAACAUCAACAACUUCUACGCACUAGAUCUAAUUUAGAAACUGAUUUAAAAUGCAAAGUUGAUUCAUUAUUUAUUGAUAGAGAAAAGUGUAUGGGCAUGCGAAGAAGUUAUCCAAUAGCAUCAGUUAUAAAAUUUUGAAUCAUAUAUGUAUCUAAAUAUAAAUAUAUCAAAAGGACAUUUAUUUGUUCUAUUUAUUUAUUUAUUUACUUUUUUAUAU